UGUGUUUAUAGAGGAAUGAUCUCUGACCCCUCCCCCUCUUUCCCCCCUCCCAGAGUGGCCUUCUUCCCUCUACACAUCGGAGACCAUGUGUUUAUAGAGGAAGACUGUGUGGUGAACGCUGCUCAGAUCGGAUCUUACGUUCACAUCGGGAAGAACUGUGUCAUCGGCCGGCGGUGUGUGUUGAAGGAUUGUUGUAAGAUCCUAGACAACACAGUUCUUCCUCCUGAGACCGUGGUUCCUCCCUUCACCGUGUUCUCAGGAUGCCCAGGUCUGUUUUCAGGAGAGCUCCCAGAAUGUACCCAGGACCUGAUGAUUGAUGUGACCAAGAGUUACUACCAGAAAUUCCUCUCUCUCAGCCAGAUAUAACCCUUACCUUAACCUACCCUACCUUAACCUACCUUAACCUACCAUACCUUAACCUACCCUACCUUAACCUACCCUACCUUAACCUACCUUACCUUAACCUACCUUACCUUAACCUACCCCACCUUAACCUACCCUAACCUACACUAUACAGAUAUAACCCCUUAACCUACCUUACCUUAACCUACCCUACCUUAACCUACCUUAACCUACCCUACCUUAACCUACCUUACCUUAACCUACCUUACCUUAACCUACCCCACCUUAACCUACCCCACCUUAACCUACCUUACCUUAACCUACCUUACCUUAACCUACCCUACCUUAACCUACCUUACCUUAACCUACCUUACCUUAACCUACCCUAACCUACACUAUACAGAUAUAACACCUUAACCUACCCCACCUUAACCUACCCCACCUUAACCUACCCUACCUUAACCUACCCCACCUUAACCUACCCUAACCUACACUAUACAGAUAUAACCCCUUAACCUACCCCACCUUAACCUACCCCACCUUAACCUACCCUACCUUAACCUACCCUACCUUAACCUACCCUACCUUAACCUACCCUACUCUGCUCAACACUAUCCGAUCCUUGUUCUGCCCAGCAUUGAAAAUAAAAAUAUGUUCUUAACUGA
This is a messenger RNA of Oncorhynchus nerka (sockeye salmon), 1007 nucleotides long. Its product is annotated as dynactin subunit 5-like. Gene Ontology annotation, cellular component: dynactin complex. NCBI's taxonomy places the organism in Eukaryota, Metazoa, Chordata, Actinopteri, Salmoniformes, Salmonidae. The transcript has 4 exons. The record is from RefSeq and is a predicted model, not a curated record. Bases 16 to 366 code for a protein of 116 amino acids.